UAAUAAUCACGACAGAAAAAACAUUUGUCAUCUCGUCAGCUCUCUCUCUCUAAAAUUUAACCAACACACAAACCCAAAUCUUCCCAUACAAGCCUCUCGUUCUCUCGCCGGCGGUAACCUUGAUCUCGCCGGAAACCGCACUCUCCGAUCACCCGAUUCGGCUGAAUCGCCGGAGACCGCAAUUGCGAUUUCUAUAAAUUAAUAAAUAAAAAUAGGAAUAUUAAUUUUUAUUAAUUGAUUAAAAUAAUUAUGGAGGAUUAUGGAGGCAGUGAUGAGGAAUGCUAUAAUUACUCAUCAGGUGAUGACGAUGAGGAGGAGGAGGAUCGAGGAGAGGAUUCUCUUGAUGGUUUUGAUAAUGAAGAACCUAAUUUUCAUUGGGUUCCUUCUAAGGCUCCCACUACUAAGAUAAUCACACGGGAAUCUCUCUUGGUUGCUCAGAGGGAAGAUUUGCGGAGAGUGAUGGAAUUGUUGUCUCUGAGAGAGCAUCAUGCAAGGACAUUAUUGAUACAUUACCGGUGGGAUGUUGAGCGAUUGUUUGCUGUGUUUGUGGAGAAAGGGAAAUCUUUCUUGUUCUCUGAAGCGGGUGUUACUGCUGUUGAGCAUGUAGAUAGGGAUGCGCCAGUGAGUUCGUCUUCUACGAUCAUGUGUGAUAUUUGCAUAGAGGAUGUGGCUGGUAAUAGGACGACUAGGAUGGAUUGCGGCCAUUGCUUCUGCAAUGAUUGCUGGACGGAGCACUUCAUUGUAAAAAUCAAUGAGGGUCAAAGUCGACGCAUCCGGUGCAUGGCUCACAAAUGCAAUGCUAUCUGCGAUGAAGCUAUUGUCCAAAAUUUAGUGAGUAAAAAGCAUCCAGUUUUGGCUGACAAGUUUGAUCGUUUUCUACUUGAAUCUUACAUAGAGGACAACAAAAUGGUUAAAUGGUGCCCAAGCGCUCCUCAUUGUGGGAAUGCUAUACGGAUUGAGGAAGAUGAGUGCUGUGAGGUAGAGUGUUCCUGUGGAUUACAAUUUUGUUUUAGUUGCUUGUUAGAAGCACACUCUCCCUGUUCAUGUUUGAUGUGGGAGCUUUGGAUCAAGAAGUGCCGAGAUGAAUCUGAAACAGUUAACUGGAUCACCGUUCACACAAAGCCUUGCCCCAAGUGUCACAAACCAGUUGAGAAGAAUGGUGGCUGCAAUCUUGUGAGCUGUAUUUGCGGCCAAGCAUUUUGUUGGCUAUGUGGUGGAGCUACUGGGAAAGAUCAUACAUGGUCAAGAAUUUCUGGUCACAGCUGUGGUCGCUAUAAAGAAGACCGAGAGAAAAACACAGAGCGGGCAAAACGAGAUCUCUAUCGAUAUAUGCACUAUCACAAUCGCUAUAAGGCUCACACAGAUUCCUUUAAGUUAGAAACUAAACUCAAGGAGAGUAUCCUAGAGAGGGUAUCAAUAUCAGAAGAGAAGGAAUCAAGACUCAGAGAUUUCAGUUGGGUAACUAAUGGACUCCACAGACUUUUCAGAUCAAGACGGGUUCUUUCAUAUUCAUACCCUUUUGCAUUUUAUAUGUUUGGCGAUGAGUUGUUUAGUGAUGAAAUGACAAAGGAGGAAAGAGAAAUUAAACAGAAUCUAUUUGAGGAUCAGCAGCAACAGCUCGAGUCAAAUGUUGAAAAACUCUCUAAGUUCCUGGAGGAACCAUUUGAACAGUUUACCGAUGAUAAAGUUAUGGGGAUAAGAAUGCAAGUUAUCAAUUUAUGUACAGUUAUUGAUACCCUUUGUAAGAAAAUGUAUGAGUGUAUAGAAAGCGAUCUGUUGGGAUCUCUCCAACUAGGCACCCACAAUAUAGCUCCCUAUAAGUCAAAAGGCAUUGAGAAGGCAUCAGAACUUUCUUCCUGCUGGAGCAACAAAGUUGGUGCUGCCGGUAGCUGCCUAUCAUCAAAUGACAAUACGAAUGGCGGGACAUCACAACAUGAUAGACCGUCAGGAUCUAGGAGUUUAGAUGAAAGUGGAUGCUCGUCUCGGAAGCGUGCUAGAAAGGAAGGUGGUGGGUUUUUUGAUCUGAACAUGCCUGCAGAGGUAAUGGAUAGGAAUUGAAAUGAAGAGAGUGCAGAGUACAAAAUGUACAGCUCUUAAUUUAUAAAAUUAAUCAUCUGUGGAUGAAGCACCAAGUGCUAUUUUGUUCAGCAUUUUGACACUCUUCUCUCUUGAUAUAAUAUAUAUCAUUGACGAGAAAGUAGUCCACCUCCACCAUCUGGUUUUUAAUUUUGGGGUCUUGUACAUAGAGGUUUCUUGGAUUUUUUGUGGGAGAUAGAUAUGUAAAUUCACUAGCUGGUGGUGGACUUAAGAUUAACUUGUUACAGUCUUUUCAUAAUUUUGCUGAAUAUGAUUAUAUUUAUCUCUGCUCUAA
Molecule: messenger RNA, 2371 nt
Organism: Mercurialis annua (annual mercury)
Lineage: Eukaryota; Viridiplantae; Streptophyta; Magnoliopsida; Malpighiales; Euphorbiaceae
Product: probable E3 ubiquitin-protein ligase ARI2
Exons: 7
Coding region: 250-2058 (602 amino acids)
Biological process (GO): positive regulation of proteasomal ubiquitin-dependent protein catabolic process; ubiquitin-dependent protein catabolic process; protein polyubiquitination
Cellular component (GO): ubiquitin ligase complex; cytoplasm
Molecular function (GO): ubiquitin protein ligase activity; zinc ion binding; ubiquitin conjugating enzyme binding
Source: RefSeq, a predicted model, not a curated record